AUGGAUGCUGACCACCAAAAUCAGGACAUACAUCUUGAGGCCGCCGAGGCUAACACUGCUGAAGCGAGCAAAUCUCCACGGGAGUUAACACACCCUACCAAUGCAGCCACUAAACUCUCCCAAUUAGACGGAAGGUCUGAAAUCUGCGUUUCGCCGUCAUGGGCAACAGACAAGGAGAGAAGAGAAAAGAAGAGGGAAUUAAAAAGACUGGCCAGAGAAAAGAAAGAGUUGGAACGGUUUUUGAAACUUGAAUCAAGGAAUACUGAUCAAGGCUCAGUCAGAGAGCCUCGACGUUUAACAAAGAAGCCACCAUCCAAUACGCCCAGUCGAUCCUCAAGCAUAAAGAGCUAUCUUCCACGCUCCUCUACGGCUCCGUCAGUUUUGGCAUUUUGGUCCAAUAGCGCAUCAAAAGCUAAUUCCACAAACGAACCUGACACUGGCCAUUCAGCCCCUCCACCGACAGGUGCCGAGCCAGUGCGUACUUCAUUGGAAACCAUGAAACCCAUAUUUACAGGUCACUGGCCAUAUCGUUUUGGGAUGAAGACGACCCAGGUUGCAGCAAAUAAUAAUGAUCCCUCCGGUGAUUUAAAUUCUGUCCCUCCACAAUCCAUGCCUUCGAAUCCAUCAGAUAUUCCAGGCCGUCAACUCCACGCAACCAAAAAGCAUGCGGAUUUACGCGCUGCUGCAAACUUCUUUCGACUCAAUGGUUCUGGCUCCCAACCCAUCGAAUCAGCAACUUCUAAGACAUCUUGGAGUAAGGAAGUUAAUCGCCAACUGUCAGUUGGGGGCGGAAAGAAGCUUCGACGCAAAUCUCUCAAAGCAGAACACGAACCACACAUGUAUUCUUUGCGUCGAGGUCCUUCUGAUAAGAACGGGAACGACACGAAAUCAUCCGGACAACUUGAGAAUAGCACACCUUCCACAACUGAAUGUUGUCUAUCUCCGACUGCGUUGGAAUGCCUAUCUCCAAGUUUGCAAAAUGAUUCACAAAGUACCGUUUUUAAGUCUGCUGAGAGCAUUUAUACAUUGAAAGAUAUUACCAACCAACAGAACAGUGAAGCAAGUUUAACAAAGAACGCCCCAAAGGAUGCGGUCAAAAAACCCGCUUCAAAACCCCCUUCAAGACCUCAAAAGGCUAUAAAAAACAGCGCUGGUAAUCAGCGUGGACACGGACGAAGGCCAUCAUGGAGUGAAAUAUUUAAAAGCUCUAAUCGUGGUUCUAGUGUCACUCUCAAAUGUCGUGUUCAAUCUUUGGAACCAGCCCAGAAAAUGCCGAACGGGGAAGUAUCCGAAUUUAAAACUAGUGGACCAUAUGAAUCUGCCUAUUCCAUUGACGAUAUUUUCGCAAGCCCUAUUUUCAAGCUAACAAAUCCGAUCAAGGAGGAGAAUGGACUUGUCAGCACCAAAACUAAAAAUGCUGUUAGUGAUUUGGCGCAGGUGCAGCCGCAAACUGACUCCAACCAAGACAUUACACAAGCGAAACUUUCUCCCGAGCAUACCCUAAUCCAGGAGACAACACCAGUCACCGACAGCCCGUCUCUGGAGCCGUCGGUCAACACUCCAAAUAUCAGACGACCUGAGAAUACUAUACGAUUGGUAUCCAAACCACUAAAUAGUGAUUCCCAAUUCAAGUCAUCCCCGUUAGCUGCUCCGCCUCUCAAUACCCAAGAAGAUGAGGCAUCUGCUCAAUCAGGACAAAUAUCUAAGUGCAAAAGUUUUCCAUCUGUUAUAUCCCCUGUUGCUGCUCCUCAGCAGUUAGAGAUUUCAAACGGUAAAUCUCUGCUUUUUUUCACAAGGCUGUUAGGACAUACCAGCAAAAAAGAUCAAACCCCAGGUGUCUUUGACUCUCGUAGCACAAAGAAGCCAGGAAAGGCGGUGACUUCUGGUAAAGGGAAAGAAAAGUCGGCGCCAAUGACUACAUCAACAGAGCCGCCGAAACCGAAAGACGAGGAUGGCAAGGCUGCUGCCAAGUCUCCAAACUCAGUGGAUGAUACGCCACCCGCAAGUGCAGACAUCUGCCAUAACAAAUCUGUCUCCCUGUUGGAAAACCCCACGAAUAAUGAUUUCCAAAUCCCACCAAAAUCCUCUAAGCGCAAUAAUGGAAGAUUCCCUACCAGUUCUCACCGAAAAUUCACUAGUUCCGUAGAACUCCCUAGUACUACCAGUGAUGGAAUCGAAACCCGGCCCCAAAAGAAGCACUCCAUUUCCAUAGAAAUACCCAAAAGUCAACUGCCUCUUGAUUCACGUACAGUGAGACACAAUAGCAGUAGACCCUCCUCCAGUCAACCCUCCCCUGCACUAUCAAGCAGAAAAUCUACACCAACAAUCUCCUCACUCCACACCUCAAAGCACCCAAAAAUAAACCCAAUGGCACCCAGCGAUUUCCCUUCCUACACAACCCUCGAAAACCAAACACAAACGACAACGGGACCAAUAUAUGACGCCCGCCUGGGCUCAUCCAGUCGACAAAGCCUUGCCAGCAGUGUUGGGGGCAGUCGAGCUGCAGCUCAACGACCCGCGCGGAAGGGAACACCCGUCGCAAAAAUGUUCGUGAUCUGCUGCCAGUGCAAAUAUUGGCACGACAUGCCUUCGGACGUAUAUGCCAAACUUGCUUUCCCCCACGGCGUACCCGCCACUGAUCCCCUUUUUGGCGAUGAUCAAUACAGCUCCCGUUACCAGCAGCAGGUUCCUAUGGCAAGUGGUGCAUUAUCUGCUCAAGGUGGUGGCAGUAGCAGCACGGUUACCGAAACGAGCUCAGGCGCUUCCAAUAACAAUGUUGCGAUGGAUAAUAAAUCGCCACGUGGCUCUCGGCCGUCAUCUUCCAGCUCUUCCUCUUCCAAUAAUUUCACGGUGACAUGCUGUUGGUGUGCACAUCGGAUGGUUAAGAUUUGUUGUGCGGGUUGGACUACUAUUGUCUAUCUCCAUGAGCGGCACCACUGA
Molecule: messenger RNA, 2940 nt
Organism: Paracoccidioides lutzii Pb01
Exons: 1
Coding region: 1-2940 (979 amino acids)
Source: RefSeq, a predicted model, not a curated record